Messenger RNA from Hirsutella rhossiliensis, 1194 nucleotides. RefSeq lists its product as uncharacterized. The transcript has a single exon. The record is from RefSeq and is a predicted model, not a curated record. NCBI's taxonomy places the organism in Eukaryota, Fungi, Ascomycota, Sordariomycetes, Hypocreales, Ophiocordycipitaceae. The coding region runs from base 1 to 1194 and encodes 397 amino acids.
AUGUUCUCCUCCAAGUCUGUCCAGUCGCUGCAAAGGCUGUUCGCCGGCUACCACGAGCCGCUCCCGCUGUCCAAGCAGCAGUCCCAGAAGCUACUAGACGGCCUGAAGGCAUCCUUCCGACGCCAGCUCGACCACGAAUAUGGACGCGCCUCGGACCGCGCCGUCGUACCUGCCAGCGUCACGGGCCGCGACCUCGAGGUCCGACACUCGGCCGCGACGCGCCAUCUGAAAUCGAUCCUUUCGAACCCGCUGUUCAGCUACCCGCGCCAGUCGGAGCCCCAGAUGAUCAUGUCCUCGCUGCCCGCAUCGAACCGCGACCCCAUGGAUGUCUUUGACCAUGCCAUUGCGAGGGGCAUGAUGACGCUCCGGGCGGCGACGGGGUGCAUUAUGGCAAAGAGGAAGCAGCUCUCAACCUCGGGACCUGAUUCGGGCCUGGCCUCCUCCGAGACCGCGGCGCGCGUCGUGCGAUGGCUUCGAUCGUCCGGCGCGGAGGCGGAUCUCAAGUUCCUGGAUGGCCCGCAGUUUAUCCGUUCGCUGGUCCCCUUCCUCGUUGCCGAGGGCUUGGAGAACGUGGCGUGGGACUGGACCACUCGCACCGUCAAUGACGAGUCGGAAGCUUGGAGCAGCGCCCUCCGCACCAAGCGUGCCUCGCGCGUGCUGGCCGAGCUUGUCCGCUCAAAGAGCCAGCCGCACCAUGGAGACCUGGACGCCGCCAUUUCCACUAUCAUAGAGGCAGAGCAGCGCUUCCACGCGAGCCCCCUGCUCCCCGGCCUCUUGACCCUCCCGUGGCGGUCCGUCUCGUGGCUCUCCACCGUUGAGGCCUACAGCAGGACGACGCCCUCGGAGGAGCUUUUUGACGCCCACCUAGCGGCGGCGGAUCUCCUUCCCGGGCCCUUUACCGUCGAGAGGGCCCACCUCAACCUUUGCCACCCGACUCACCCCGAUCUCACCCCGGCCCUGCGUUUCUUCAAGGAUGGACUGAGGCUCAGGGAGCUGGUGCUGAAGCUUCAUCCGGGCAAGAUGGACACGGCAAAACUCAAGGGCUUGGGCGUGAUUCCUUGGAUAGCCUUUCUCGGCCACGACACGGUCAAUCACCUGAUGCGCCUGGGCAGAAACCGGGAUGCCGAGGACGUAACGGAGCUCCUCUGCUCAGAACUGCCGGAUUUGUUCACAAAUACCCCCAACCUCACGUGA